Molecule: messenger RNA, 1132 nt
Organism: Meloidogyne enterolobii
Lineage: Eukaryota; Metazoa; Nematoda; Chromadorea; Rhabditida; Meloidogynidae
Source: the annotation of a GenBank genome assembly
AUGAGUCAAAUUUUUGGCGUUUUAUUGCGUUAUGAAAAUUCUUUUACGCACAUUUGCAUUUUUAAUUUUUUGUGUGCGCCAAAAAAUUUUUAUAGCGUAGAUAAAACGCAAAAAUUAAUUUUGGCGUUUUGGCGCGUUAUAAAAAAAUUUUGGCGCACAUUAUUCUUCGCCCAGUGCCUCAAGCUGUUGGUACUAUUUUUUGUAGCUAUAGCACAAAUUUUGUAUCUGCAUCCAUUUCUCGAAUUAUUUUCUCACUUGGAAGAGUAUUCUGCAAAAUUUGAAUUUUUACAAUCUUUUCAAUCUAAACAAACAAAAAUUUUAAUUUUUGAUUCUUUGCACGAUUUAAAUGAGUAUAAAAAGAAUAUUUGGAUGACUGUAGCUGUUUUGUGUGCCUCUCUUUCGACGUGCUCCUUUUUUCUGUUCAUUCUUCCGUCAAAUUGUGCAAUCAGACAGUGGCAUAUUUAUUUGGUAGGUGUUCUCGAUGCUUUCUCUUUUGCUUGUUUACCCUUUUUAUUCUCUACCCGUGCUUGUAUUAUUCAAAGAGUAAAAAUGAAUUUUGGACAAGCUUUGGUAGAAGCACACAGAAUUGGUUCUGCUGAGAAAUUGAUGAAUAAAGCUCAAUGCAGCAUUUUACCACGAGAAAAGUUACCGCUCUGUUCUGAUUUAAUUUUGCGUUCAAUAUUUCCUAUAGAUUUGCUCAAAUUUUUAUUAAUUUUGUGUGCAAUGACACUUGCCUAUUUGUUUGUUGCUUAUUUAAUUUACUGGUGUAUAAGGCAUUGGGUGCCUCAUUCUGAUAUAACACAGAGUUCUUCUCCCCUUUGUCAAUGUUAUUUCCACACAAGUCUAACAACAACAACAUUACCCCUUUUACUAGGUAAUUAUAAAUGUAAUUUAGAACAACAAAAUCCUCCUUCAACAAAUAUUUAUACUUCAUUUCAAUCCCAACCUUUAUUAAAUAAAAAUAAAAAAUUAAUUGAGGAACAAAUUCCAAAUGAGCCAAUCCCUUCAAAUUUGCAAUAAUUUUCUGGUAAUUUUUCUCUCUAAAUUUUGAUUUUUUUGUGUCUUUCUUUUUAAAAAAACUCGCCGUUCUAUUCACAUAAAAAAUUUUUUUUUGUUUGUUAAUUAUACCAAA